Cololabis saira (Pacific saury) is the source of this 3733-nucleotide messenger RNA. RefSeq names its product zinc finger protein GLIS1 (gene glis1b). Bases 173 to 3148 code for a protein of 991 amino acids. Lineage: Eukaryota; Metazoa; Chordata; Actinopteri; Beloniformes; Belonidae. Gene Ontology annotation, biological process: regulation of transcription by RNA polymerase II. The record is from RefSeq and is a predicted model, not a curated record. Gene Ontology annotation, molecular function: DNA-binding transcription factor activity, RNA polymerase II-specific; RNA polymerase II cis-regulatory region sequence-specific DNA binding. Gene Ontology annotation, cellular component: nucleus. The transcript has 11 exons.
CUAUGACUGAUCCUCACUGAGAGGAUGCUGUCGAUACGGCUGCCAAACUCUUUCCUCUCUAGUUUAACACUAUGACGUGCGCACUUACAUUUUUUUUUUCUGCUCCGUUUGAGCUCGUCAGAUAAGGGAAUGUGAGUAAAUGUGAGCGUUUCAUGGGAAAGCCAAGUGAUCGAUGCAGGAGCGCACAAAGCUGGUCGGGAUGGUGAGCCACUGUCAGACCCCAUCUUUCCCAGACUUCUCCGGUUUGACGCUCUCCAUGUACGGCGGCAAGGCGGAGCUGUGCGGGCGGCGGGCAGGGGGCGCUUGUUACGGGUCCCAGGUGUGCCGGAGCCCGCAGGACGGCCCGCGGAGACCCAGCCCGGCCGAGGAGAGAGCGCAUCUGGCGGCCAAGACCGCGCGCUUGUGCGUCUCCGUGCCGCCGCCUCAAGUGAACGGUUUCUACUGCUCAGAGAAGGAUGUGAAUGCUGAUGCCGAGGGAACCCUGAUGCGAUGUGGGCAGAGCUUGCCAGUGCCAAAGGGGGGUCAUUCAGAAGGGCUGUACCCCCAGAGUCUCCACUGCAGCAGACCUUCGUCUAACCUCCUUCUGCAGGAUGGCCCUCAACAAGACACCAGGAGCUGCUCCACCUUCCAGAGGACCCCGCCAGGGGCCUCACCCGGCCUGGGCUGCGGCACCAACAGGGCUCAGUCUUCCGUCUCUUACCCAGUCAAACAGGAGAACUCAAUGGUCUACAAGGUCUCCGGCGUCCAUUGCACAUCUCAACACGGGUUUCAAACCUGCAGAGCGGCCCAGGUUUUGGAGAUCUCGAGAGACGAGAUGGCCGAAGCUAUUCGUGCUAGCUGCAACAGCAACGGCGUUUGCGCAGUGAGUGUGUCAGAAGACGCAGUGCAGCAGUUUAAUAAUGAAAAUGACUCCUCCCCGCUGGCUUUGUCCCCAAUUGGCUCCCAUCAUUCAGCGCGGCUGCUCAGUGCUAGCAGUGUGAAGAGACGCUGUUUGUCCCUGGCCUCACAGUCCUCCGCCGCUGUUGGCACCGGCAGCGUCACCUCUACCGGUUCCCCGUUGGCUUCUGUCGCAGCCUCCGAAGAGAUCAGUAUCACCGCAGUCCUCUGCUCCUCCUCCCAGAUGUCAAUGGUUGCCUGCGUGAACGGGUUCUGCGCCAACCUCUCGCCCAGCCAGACUAGCAGCGCCAGCUUCUCUUCCUCUUCCUCUUCUACAUCCCCGCCCUCUAACUGCUGCCCACAGGAAGCCCCCCAAAGGCCCCCACCUCGCGGCAGCCCCCAGCGGCCCACGCUACAGGAGAGCUGUCAGCUGUCCUCACCUGCCACCUGCCUGCUGUCCCUUUCCUCAUCCUCUUCAUCCUCCUCUUCAGCGUCAUUAGUGGAGCCAGAGGUGGGCCAGGGGCAGAGCCUGGGGCUGUGUGAGGAGCAGGGGUCCGUGCUGCGGGGGUGCGUGGCCGGAGGACCGGCCGGGGGAGGAGUGAGCGGAGGAAGAGCUUCGGACGAGUUGGGGCAAUUGAUGCGGGGGUCUGGUAUGUCUGGGGCAUUGCAUCAAGGGGCCGACGCUGGAGGUCUUCUAGAUGGGAUUCAGAGAUCUGGGGCCACCCUCAAGCAGGAGCCCCUGGAUGAUUUCUCUCCCAGUGAAGAUGAACUCUUUCAGCACCACUAUCAUCAUCACCAUCACUUGAGCGGUCACAGUGGGCACCUUCGUCACACUCACCACCUGCCUCGAUCUGCCAUGCCUCCUCCUUAUCACUUGCACCAAUACCCAGGGCCCGGUCCCGGGGGGUCCCUACACAUCCAGAGCCAGCAAUCGGCACCAGCCUCUUCUUCCCUGCGACUCAAACCGAACUCUGCAGGGCCUCCUGCACCCCACACAGCCCCAGAGCGGGAAGAGGUCGGAGGAGGAGCACUGGCAGAUAAGCAGGUGUGUCGCUGGAUCGACUGCAGCGCUGCCUACGAGCAGCAGGAGGAGCUUGUGAGACAUAUUGAGAAAGUCCACAUCGACCAACGCAAGGGCGAAGACUUCACCUGUUUCUGGGCCGGCUGCAUUCGCCGCUACAAACCCUUCAAUGCCCGCUACAAGCUACUCAUUCACAUGCGGGUCCACUCUGGAGAGAAACCUAACAAGUGCAUGUUCGAGGGCUGCAACAAAGCGUUUUCACGUCUGGAGAACCUGAAGAUCCACCUGAGGAGCCACACGGGCGAGAAGCCAUACCUGUGCCAGCACCCGGGCUGCCAGAAAGCUUUCAGCAACUCCAGCGACCGAGCCAAGCAUCAGCGCACUCACCUGGACACGAAACCGUAUGCGUGUCAGAUCUCCGGCUGCACCAAGCGCUACACAGAUCCCAGUUCUCUACGCAAACAUGUCAAGAUUCAUUCAGCCAAAGAGCAGCAGGUGCAUAGAAAGCUCCGGCCCUGCCCUCACCUGGAGCAGGAUGUCCUCAGCGACUGUCUGUCCAUGCAGCAGCUCCAGAGCUCCGCCUCCUCGCAGCACCUCUACAACGGCAAAGACGGUCGUUCACCUGCGCUGGGUCCAGACAUCUAUACAGGCCUGUAUGCUGGCUCCAGCACCCCCCACCACAGCGCCUCAGUGGAGCUCCUGUCCCCCAACCCCAACCCCGCCUCCGUCCCCGACCUGCCUCCCCGGCAACACCGACUGGACCGGGACCUGGUCAGCCCUCAUCACCUGUCCCCGCUGACGGGCAUGGACAGCGCCAGGGAUGGGGCGGCAGGCCCUCUCAUGUCCCCCGGGUUGAAGGGAACAGGGACCCCACCGCCUCCUCCUCUGAUGGAGAAACAGCACAUCCACCCUCACCACAAGUCCUACCCCUAUCACCAUCAUCAGUCCACCAAUAACGAAUACCAAGGCAGCUUUCAGAGCUGCUUCCAUUUUGGAGACUCGUACAGGAUCGAGCAGACCGUCGACGGCGUCCACGUCCCGGGGGAUUCUCACGUCUACACGUCCCAUCACCAGAAUGGCUUCCACAUGUCGACCAGCAGCGCCGACGCCACAGGCUUUGGCCUGACUCAGGAGCUGCAAGGGGGCGCGGGUUGCCAGUUUUCCUCGAGCUCAGAGGAGAACAUUUUCUUCCAGGUGGGCAGCUUUGACCGCAGCUUGAGCCACAUGUCCUCCGUCUACACAGAGACAUAAACACUGGAGCAAAGCAACGCUUCCCCGACACCUGCUCACAUGCAUCUGUACACACCGACUUCACCUCCUCUUUAGGUCUAGAAGCCAACCGGACUCUUAUUCGUGGUUGUUCAAGACAUUCCAGCUCUCAUCCAAACAGCUUCACACACUGACUGGCGCCGAGUUUAAAGACAAGUCCAGUUACCUUGUAUUUUUUUAAGCACAUACGAAUAACCAUCACUGAUCACUGAGAAUCUGCACAGACAACAUUGAGUAUGAAGGGGAAAAAAUAAUCUAAAAGUCAGAUGAUUCAAUUAUAACUGUGAUAGUUCACUGGCACUUGAUUUAGCACCUGAACGUAAGCAAGAAGAGCAGUUACCAACUGUUGUGCCUUAUGACCAGUACUCGAGUUGUAAAAAAAAAAAUCAGGGGGGAUGGUGGAUUUUAUCAUAUGGGGACAGAUAAUUUGUGCUGAUUACAAAUAAUAUAAUAUAUUACAAAUAAUAACACUGACCAAAACACUGCAGUAUGCAAAUACAUCAAAACACAACAAUAAAAAACUGUUUUCUGAACUUAUCAAUAUGACUCUGUCCUUCACAGGAUAAG